AGCUUAAGAGGACAACAACUUCUCUUCUUUGUUUCUAAUUAUGGGGAAAAUGGCCUCUCUAGUUGCUACUCUUUUAGUGGUUUUAGUGUCACUUAGCUUAGCUUCUGAAAGCUCAGCAAAUUACCAAUACUCAUCUCCUCCACCACCAGUGCAUGUCUAUCCAUCACCACCCCACUAUCCAGUAUAUAAGUCUCCUCCACCACACCAUCACCAUCCUAUUUACAAGUCUCCACCACCAUCUGAGAAGCCACACUACCCUCCACACACCCCGGUAUACAAGUCUCCUCCACCACACCAUCACCAUCCCGUUUACAAGUCCCCACCACCUCCAACUCCUGUUUACAAGUCGCCACCACCACCUAAGACGCCACACUACCCUCCACAUACCCCAGUUUAUAAGUCUCCUCCUCCACGCCAUCAUCACCCCGUUUACAAGUCUCCACCACCUCCAACUCCUGUUUACAAAUCACCACCACCACCCAAGGACCCACACUACCCUCCACACACCCCAAUUUACAAGUCACCACCACCACCCAAAGAACCACACUACCCACCACAUACCCCAGUGUACAAGUCACCACCACCACCCAAGAGGCCAUACCAUCCUCCACCAACACCAUAUCAUCCCACACCAGUUUAUAAGUCUCCACCACCACCAACUCCAGUGUACAAGUCACCACCACCCCCAACUCCCGUUUACAAAUCACCACCACCACCAGUGAAGCCAUACCAUCCUAAACCUGUGUACAAGUCUCCACCACCACCAGUGAAGCCAUACCAUCCUACACCCGUCUACAAGUCUCCACCACCACCAACUCCCGUCUACAAGUCACCACCACCACCAGUGAAGCCAUACCAUCCUACACCCGUAUACAAGUCUCCACCACCACCAACUCCCGUUUACAAGUCACCACCACCACCAGUGAAGCCAUAUCAUCCCUCACCAACACCAUACCACCCUACACCAGCAUACAAGUCUCCACCACCACCAACUCCAGUCUACAAGUCUCCACCACCAACCCACUAUGUUUACUCCUCUCCCCCUCCUCCCUACCAUUACUAAGAAGUGAGUUUACUAUAUCUGAGGAAAAGCAUAAUGUUGAGCUGAAAGAAAGGCAUUUUCCAUUUUCAAGAAGAAAAUUAUAGUAAAUAAUAAGGCUUACAGAAGAUCAGACGAAGUUCUUUUGUAGCUUCAUGUUAUCUAACUAGUCUUAGUGAUAUAUUGUUUUUGUACUCUAUUUUUAUAUAUUACUUUUAUGUGUCUUUGUGUAUGUUUGCUCACUUUCAAUCUUCUUGCAAAAUGCAGAGAUUAAUUAUGAGAUUAUCAUGAAUAAAAUAAGUUAUUACUACUCC
This is a messenger RNA of Solanum lycopersicum (tomato), 1353 nucleotides long. Its product is annotated as extensin-3. Lineage: Eukaryota; Viridiplantae; Streptophyta; Magnoliopsida; Solanales; Solanaceae. The record is from RefSeq and is a predicted model, not a curated record. Gene Ontology annotation, molecular function: structural constituent of cell wall. Gene Ontology annotation, biological process: plant-type cell wall organization.